Messenger RNA from Diaporthe citri, 657 nucleotides. RefSeq lists its product as uncharacterized. Gene Ontology annotation, cellular component: endoplasmic reticulum membrane. The coding region runs from base 1 to 657 and encodes 218 amino acids. Gene Ontology annotation, biological process: endoplasmic reticulum to Golgi vesicle-mediated transport. The transcript has 2 exons. The record is from RefSeq and is a predicted model, not a curated record. NCBI's taxonomy places the organism in Eukaryota, Fungi, Ascomycota, Sordariomycetes, Diaporthales, Diaporthaceae.
AUGUCUGGCCUCCUCCCAAAGAUCGACCGGUCCAAGACCGUCAAGUCCAAGGACUACCGCGGGUCCAGCUCCUUUGCGACGUUCAUGAUUGUCGGGCCCGUGUGCUUCUUCCUCGGCAUCAUCUUCGCGCAGUUCCCCUACGACUACCCGCUCCUCUGGACCUCCGAGCCCGUCGCGGCGUCCUUCUUCGACCAGCUCGAGACGCACCUGAAGUGGAUGCACCAGUCACCGCCGCUCAUCGCCCGCCUGCUGCACAUCGUCAUGGCCGUCGGCUUCCUGGGCUUCUUCAUCAAGCUGUUCAAGCCCUCCGAGAGCAACAUGCUCUUCGACGGCGCCUCCCUUGUCCUCUACGUCAUCGGCAUGGGCGUCUACCUCGCCAACAUCGUCAAGGGCUUCAGGACCAUAUCGAGCGACCUAUGGAGCAGCGGCGAGUUCCUCGAGAAACACGACGGCCCCAUCACCGGGGAGAUCAUCCUCGGGCGCGACGACAGCCUCAAGGUCAUGGCCGCGAGCAACACGAUCCUCGCGCUGGUCCUGGUCGGGAUCCUGGUCCUCCAGGGCGGCCAGUGGUACGCCGAGAAGAAGGAGCUGGACGAGUACGAGGAGAUGGAGAAGUCGGAAGAGCAGGCCAAGGGCGCCGCGAAGAAGAAGCAAUAG